UUAUUGACGUCAUCACUCCCCGCACUGAGGUUCGGUCCCGGCGACAGACGCACACGUGUGGUCGUUGUAAACGUCUCUCCAUGGCAGGCUCGUUUUCUCAGGAGCUCGAGGAUUUGCUGAAUCCUUUACCGAAGUUCGCUGAUCCAGAGGACGGUGAUGAAGAUGAGGCCACGAAAGCGAGAGUGAUCGAAGGAUUCGAGGAAGAGGAAGAGGAGGAAGAUGGGGUCGGCACCAGCGCUCUGCGGAAGCACAACACAGUCCUGCUGUCAGAGACGGACAGACGGUACGUGGGGAAGAAGGUCUCUCGGAAACAGCUCCUGAUGGAGAUUGAGGGAUCUGAUGAUGAUGAUGAGGAGGAGGAGGAGGAUGGUAGCAUGGAAGGUGAAGAGGAGGAUGAAGAGGCUGAUGAUGAUGAUGAGGAGGAGGAGGAGGAGGAGGAGGAGGGUAGUGAUGCAGAGCGAGAUGGUGAGCUGCUAUCCAAGAUGAAAGGUGCUGACCUGACCUUUCCUCAGGGAGUGGACUUCUGCAAGCUGACAGACGGCAUGGACGACCUGGGAGUGAGUGAGGACGACGAUUAUGAAGGUGAGGACAGUGAAGGCAGCGAUGAAGAUGAGGGCUCUGAUGAUGAUGACGACAACGACGAGGAGAUGGAAGCAGAUGAGGAAACCGUCCGCACGUUCUCUCAAGACAAAGUAGACGAGGAGGUGGAGAAAGGGAAGUCCGUGAAGAACCAGCUGGCCCUGUACGACCAGCUGCUGGAGGGUCGGAUCAAAAUCCAGAAAGCCCUGAUGAUCGCCAACCAGCUCCCACAGCCGCAGACGUUCCCAGAGUUCAAGAGGAGGGGUGGCGCCGAGCUGGCGGGGGAGCUGAAGAACGCCCACAAAGCCCUGAAGGCUCUCCAGCGAUCCCUGCUGGAGCUGCACGAUCAGCUGCUGUGCCAGAACCCGGACACGAGGACCAUCGCUCUGGGAGCGGCGGCGGACGAGGACGAGGAGAUAAACAGCGACGAGAAUGGGGACGAAGAGGUGUCAGCGAAGGAGUUCGGAGCGCCCAAAAGAAAGCUGGAGAUGGCAGAGUAUCCGGACUUCAUGGCCAAACGGUUCGCUGCCUUCCAGCCGUAUCGAGACGCCACGCUGCAGAAGUGGCACGACAAAACCAGACUGACUAUGGGGAAAGGAAACAAGGGCUUCGGAGCGUUUGACAGAAACAUACUGACACAGGUGGAGCAGGUUCUGAUGGACAACGAGAGGCUGGUACGUCGAACCCAGACCAGGCGCUCAGAGUUCAGAGUCCUGGGGAAGAAAGAAGCUCCGGCUGUCGUCUCCGAGACCUUCGCAGACGGAGAGGAGGCGGGACAGCAGCUGAAGGCAAACGCACACCUGAAGGAUCUCGACGAGGACAUAUUCGACGACGACGACUUCUACCACCAGCUCCUCAGGGAGCUGAUCGAGCGCAAGACGAGCGCGUCGGACCCCAACGACCAGGUGGCCAUGGGCCGGCAGUGGCUGGCCAUCCAGAAGCUGCGCAGCAAGAUCAAGAAGAAGGUGGACACCAAAGCCAGCAAGGGCCGCAAAGUCCGGUUCCACAUCCACAGCAAGCUGGUCAACUUCAUGGCCCCCGUCGACCACAGCUCCAUGAGCGACGAGGCCCGCAGCGAACUGUACCACGGCCUCUUCGGUCAGAGCUCGGGCGUCAGGGAGUGACGUGGUGCCAAGGUGGCGUCACGUAAACAAGGCAGUGCCUUUUUUUUUUUUACAUCCCUCACACUCAGGAGUGUCGUCAGGCUGCCGCUCGGGUGGGACGAGCUCUUCAGACAGUUAUGGCGCUCUGACCUGACAGGAUGUGGACUCACUGGGCGUCUGUAGCUCCUGUUUAUACUGAGUGUCACUGUCAGUAUUUGUCGUUUGUUAAUGACCAAUCUGUGAUGAAUUAUGAGUGUUUCCACCAAAAAAGACUGCAGAGUGUUAUUUUCAUGUGUGUGCUUUCUAUAAGCUGUGUUCCCUAGAAAAAUAGUAGCUGCAAUCAGUAAACUGUUUGUGGUGGAGAUACACAGUCAAUCAAUAUGUUACUGCUUUAUAACACCAGGGAAUCAUGGGUCUUGCACCGUCAAACGUCGACUUAAAGCAACAGUUCAUCCAAUAAUAAAAAAAAAAGUCAGGUGAAGCGUCGGAGUCCACAAAACAUUUCUGGACCUUCACAGCAAAGUGGCAUCGCAGUGUUCCCCUAAACCACGGACGUAGAUGAGGACAGAAAACAAACGUAGAAAUAGCUCCAUACAACUUGUCUGGUGUAAUCCACUUCUCUUGAAGCUCAGAGAUCCCAGUCAGAUUAUUUACACCCCCCUCUUGUCUGUAACGCACAUCCAAACUGAAGCGGGUGCAGAAGCUCGGCGGCGUUCGGAGACGUCUCAGUUUGGGAUCUCUGGGCUUCAUGAGACGAGGAUUAAGCGAGACAAGCUGCAGGGAGUUCCCAUCUGCUUCAGUGAGGAGAUAAUGACGGAUUGUUCAUUAAUUUGGGUGAAUUGUUCCUUUAAGUCGUCAUUUCCACGAUGCAAGAACUGUGUCGCUCUUUAUUUUUCCCAAUUAGCAGCUCCUUCAUUUCCUUUGUGCAUUUGUGGGAGAAUGGUGUCCAUCAACAGCACAUAGAAAACUCA
Acanthopagrus latus (yellowfin seabream) is the source of this 2653-nucleotide messenger RNA. It is a transcript of the gene aatf, whose product is annotated as apoptosis antagonizing transcription factor. Gene Ontology annotation, biological process: regulation of transcription by RNA polymerase II. Gene Ontology annotation, cellular component: nucleolus; nucleus. NCBI's taxonomy places the organism in Eukaryota, Metazoa, Chordata, Actinopteri, Spariformes, Sparidae. The record is from RefSeq and is a predicted model, not a curated record. The transcript has a single exon. Bases 81 to 1703 code for a protein of 540 amino acids.